CAAAAAUCGAGACUCCGACUAACUGUCAUGACUAAUGAGACCAGGUCAUCGUUAUCAGGAAAGAAGAAGAUACUUAUUAUAAGCGACGACCAAGAAAAAAAAAAGAAAGACAAAAACUAAAGAAACACAAUAACAAAGUUUCUGUCUUUUCGACUCCAAUUCACUGGGUCGCCCCCCUUCAAUUCUCGAUCUUUUUUUUCUUCAAAAAAUUCGACAAAAUUUAAACAAAUUUCAUCGUUGUCGAUCGAGUUUUGAGGGGAUUCCGAUCCAGUGUUAUUGGUUUCUUUUUCUUUUUUUUUCUCCGGGUAAAUAUUUGCGUGUAUAUUUGGGUGGGGGGAGAUGUGGGGAGCUGCAGCUGAGCCGGCUGAUUCUUAUUACCAAGUUCGUCCUGAGUGCACAGAUGUGGCCAAAACUAGAUUCAAGAUCAAGCCAGGGAAAACUCUAAGUGUAAGAAAAUGGCAGGCUGCAUUUCUCCAAGACGGGACUCUCGAUAUUGGCAAGACUCUGAGACGAAUCCGAAGAGGGGGAAUACAUCCAUCAAUCAGAGGCGAAGUAUGGGAGUUUCUACUUGGCUGUUAUGACCCAUCAAGUACUUUCGAUGAAAGAGAGCAAAUCCGACAACGCAGAAGAAAGCAGUAUGCUUCUUGGAAGGAAGAGUGUAAGAAAAUGUUUCCUGUGAUCGGAAGUGGAAGUUUCAUCACCGCACCUGUAGUUACUGAAAAUGGUCAACCCAACCUUGAUCCUCUUGUUCUUCAAGAACUCGACUUCGGUACAAACUCAAGUGGUUCAGUUUUCUUUAAAAAGCUCACAAGUCGUGGACCUCUUGAUAAGAAAGUUAUCCAAUGGCUUCUUUCACUUCACCAGAUUGGUCUUGAUGUGAACCGUACAGACAGGUCUUUGGAGUUUUAUGAGAAAAAGGAGAAUCUGUCCAAGCUUUGGGAUAUUCUCUCUGUUUAUGCUUGGAUAGACCAAGAUGUCGGUUACUGUCAAGGAAUGAGUGAUCUUUGUUCUCCAAUGAUUGUUCUUCUUGAAGAUGAAGCUGAUUCUUUCUUUUGUUUUGAGAGAUUAAUGCGUCGAUUGCGAGGAAACUUCCGGAGCACGGGGAGAUCUGUUGGAGUUGAAGCUCAACUUACUCAUUUGUCUUCAAUUACUCAGAUUAUUGACCCCAAGCUUCACCAACAUCUAGAUAAACUAGGGGGAGGUGACUAUCUCUUUGCCAUUCGGAUGCUAAUGGUUCAGUUCAGAAGAGAAUUCUCGUUUUGUGACUCUUUGUACCUUUGGGAGAUGAUGUGGGCUCUCGAGUACGACCCUGAUCUCUUUCACGUGUACGAGGCGCAUCAAUGCGGGAGUGAGAAAGUCGAAGUGUCCAACGGUAAACCAAAGUCGAUGAGCCAAUGCGGAAAGUAUGAGAGGCAGAACAUGAGGAAUGGAGGCAAAAGCGCCGAAGGUCCUUUGCCUAUAUCGGUUUUUCUAGUGGCCAGUGUCUUGAAAGACAAGAGUUCUAAGCUCAUGACUGAAGCUCGUGGACUCGAUGACGUUGUUAAGAUACUUAACGACAUGAGUGGAAACUUGGAUGCCAAGAAAACAUGUUCUGGAGCUAUAAAGAUUCACAAGAAAUAUCUGAGAAAGGCUAAGAAAUAGCACUGCCGAACAUUCAUGAUUCCCCUGCUUAAACCCGUGGAAUCAUGAUAAAACCUUUUUAAUGAUUGAUUCCUUGGGUAGAAAGCAAUCUGGAAAAUCUUGGAGGCUUGAAUUAAUACACCCAACAUAUACACACAAAUACAAAAAGAAAAAAACAUAUUUGUAAGCUGUUCAUAAAAUUUGAUGUUGCAUUUAUAUAUGAACAACAAGAUGUUUUCUUUUUGUAUUUACCAAAGGGGGAAAUGAAGAAGGAAAUAGUCUGUUCUUAAGUUCA
Messenger RNA from Brassica rapa (field mustard), 1915 nucleotides. RefSeq names its product TBC1 domain family member 15. Gene Ontology annotation, molecular function: GTPase activator activity. Gene Ontology annotation, biological process: activation of GTPase activity. Lineage: Eukaryota; Viridiplantae; Streptophyta; Magnoliopsida; Brassicales; Brassicaceae. The record is from RefSeq and is a predicted model, not a curated record.